AUGCUCAUCCCGCGUGGCAAGGCCGAAGGCUGGCUUCAUCUUGACGUCAAUCAGACCAAAGAAUGGGCCAGAUCAAACGGCGUGUCCUUCAACGCUGCAUCUGCUGCAUGUAUUCCUGGACGAGGAAUCGGCCUAAUCGCAGGCCGCGACCUGAAAGCUCCAGUUGAGGUCUUGUCCGUACCCGAAGAUCUCGUGCUCUCACUUGACACCAUCAAGCAGCAUGCUCAAUUCGAUUCCGAUUUCCGCGAGCUAUUCAACAGCCUGGGAGCUUCUGCCACUUCUCCUCGCAUGGCAAUCCUUUCCUUUCUCCUCUUCCAAGCCACCAUUUCUUGUCCAGAUCUUGCGCACAAGGUCGGCGUCCAUUCUCCAUUCACCGACUACGUCAAGACAUUGCCUUGCGAGCGGUUGCCCACGUUCUGGGCCGCUGAGGAACUUCAGUUGUUGACUGGAACCACACUCGCACCUGCUGUAUCGUCGAAGGUGCGGAGUCUUCGUCGGGAGUAUGACAUACUCUGCUCAUCCGCAGCAAACACUCGUUGGUUCCGAAUGGUGCAAUCAUUUAUUGAUCUCGAAGACUGGAUGCACGUAGAUGCAAUGUUCCGCUCUCGUGCUCUAGACUUUCACGGCCAGUGCAUGAUCCCGGGCAUCGACCUCUCAAGCCAUGCUGCUGGCGACGCCACCAACACAUUCUACGAUCGACGGGACGGGUCUUAUGUCCUGAUGCUAAUGGAAGGCAAAGAGCUUAAACAAGGCGAGGAAAUUACCAUUACGUAUGGUGACGAGAAGGGAGCAUGUGAAAUGCUAUUCUCAUAUGGCUUCAUAGAUGAACACAUGGAGUCGGCGGAGACCUUAUUCUUGAGUCUGACGAUCCCGGAAGACGACAUCCUCAAUGCAGGGAAGAUGAGCAUUGCUGGAUGCGCACCAGGCUUCAAGAUUAUCGAUACAUCUUCGAGGCGCGGCGUUCUAGGAAUUGACCCUUGUGAGGACUCUGCCAUCAAUUCAGACAAAACACACGGUCAUCACUCUGCCGACACCAACGAUGGCUUCGAUUGGACAGGAGAUUUCAUCUGGCUGCUCUGUGUGGGUCGCGAAGAUGGUCUUGAAUUCCGUUUGGCCAGGACAAUAGAUGGCCAGGAUGACGAAGUGGAAGCCACAUUUGGUGGCGAGAUUGUGAAGAACGCCACCAACCUCCGGCAGUUGCUCGCACAAAGUUCCUUAUGGGAAGUGUUCAGACUGCGGGCGGUGGUCAUCCUCCAGCAACGGGUGUUUGAUCAGAUGCAAGUACUGCACAGUACGCAGGAAGAUCUCGAGGGUAUACUGUACGGUGACGAGACGGCGAUCAAAGAACAACAGUACAAUCUAGCGAUGCAGCUAAGACGGCUAGAGUUCGAGCUCUUGGGUAAAGCGUACGAUGGUUUGGAGAUGCAGAAACUUGCACUCGCAGAUUCCGCUGUGGUGCAGACGUAUCUUGCGGGAGAAUGA
Messenger RNA from Ramularia collo-cygni, 1482 nucleotides. RefSeq lists its product as uncharacterized. The record is from RefSeq and is a predicted model, not a curated record. The transcript is spliced from 5 exons. Gene Ontology annotation, cellular component: nucleus. Gene Ontology annotation, molecular function: protein-lysine N-methyltransferase activity. Bases 1 to 1482 code for a protein of 493 amino acids. Gene Ontology annotation, biological process: peptidyl-lysine monomethylation. Lineage: Eukaryota; Fungi; Ascomycota; Dothideomycetes; Mycosphaerellales; Mycosphaerellaceae.